AUGGAGCCUGCUGGACUGGCUAUCGGAGUGAUCGGUCUGACCAGCCUCUUCGAUUCAUGCUUGAAGCUAUACGAGCACGUCAGCAACGCCAAGCGCUACCCGGAAGAUUGCAAGCGACAAGUGCUCUUCUUGGACUUGGAGAAGUCGCGAUUUGAUCUUAUCCGGAUCGAGAUUCUGCAAGGGGCAUCAAACACCUUUGACGAUGGAGCUAACCUCUCUGCUGCGACGAACUUACAGAGCGAAUACCUCGGUCGAAUACUAAGCAGCGUUCAGGGAGUCUUAACGGAGGCGCAAGCGAUCGUCGAGAAGUAUCACAAUCAAAAACCCGACCCCAAACGGAAGCUGAGAAACUUCAUCUCCUCCAAACUACAUACAAGUCAACUGUCGUGGAUCGCCGACGACAAGAAUCGGUUGAAAGAAUUGAUCGAAAGCCUGCGACAGCUGAACGGCUAUAUAGAACAGAUUCUUCCGGAAACCUCUCGCCAGCGGCUUCAACUCGGAUUCGGGGCAGCGGUGGUCCUGUCGGCGGACAUUAACCGACUGCGAGAGAUCCAGAAGGAAGGGUACGAAGACUUAGAACAGAGCGCGGCUGUCCGAAUAGCGAAGCUGUCAAUAAACUCUGCGCCAGUUGUCUCUCCUCCCUCAAGCCAGGAUCUUCGGAUCCACAACCCAUGCAUCCAGCAACGAAGGCCUCUCGAAGGCAGUUUCGGUGUAUACAGCUCAGCUCUCUAUGAGACUGGUUCCUCGGGACAGCCAAACAGGCGGGGCGUUCUGCUCGAGCGUAGAGAGGCGUUUGCCACGGUGGAUUCCAUCGAGGCAGCCGAAAGACGUCUCAACCAUCUAGUCGGAGCCGUGCAGUCCAUGCAACUACCUUCAACAAAACAGUCUCAGGCUAAUAGCACCGUUGCGUCGAAUCCCGUGGGCUUCGGUGUGCCUCGGUGUCUGGGAUGGAUAGCCCCAGAAAGCUCUGAGCUAGACGUGAUCGAGUUGGUUUACGAAUACCCACAGGAUACAACGCAACGUCCUGUUUCCCUUCACAUGCUCCUCCAACGCCUGCAAUCAAGCGAUCGUCCCUCUCUCGGCGCCCGAUUCAAGCUGGCGCUCCGCUUGGCUCACUACUACGCCAGUUUCAUAUCCGUCGGGUAUUUCCACAAAGGCUUGCACAGUCACAACGUCUUCUUCUUCAAUGACACGCUUGAUCCGUACAUAGUUGGUUGCGCAGAGUCCCGGCCGGAGAUCAUUUCCCAGCAUUCAUCCCCCCUCUCUGACGCGAUCGAGGAUCGGGAACUGUAUGUGCCCUGGGAGACGGUUAUGGCGAUGGAGGAAACCGAUCCUUCGAAGCGGACACGAUGGACCGCGGCCACAGACAUCUACGGCUUGGGGGUGAUGCUCGUAGAGAUUGGGAGAUGGAGCUGCGCGAGCGAGGCCUGGAAUGCGGCAAGCUUGUAUGACUUCCAUCGGACUAUUCUCCCUUGCUUGGUCGACGAACUCGGGUACCAGAUGGGAGACAUUUAUCGGACUGUGGUACGGGCAUGUCUCACCGCGGGUGAAUUUGGGGCUGCAAGCGAACUUGGAGUGUGGCAGAGCUAUGCAGACAAAGUUCUCAAGCCCUUGGAAUCUUGUCGGGCUUAG
Aspergillus melleus is the source of this 1632-nucleotide messenger RNA. RefSeq lists its product as uncharacterized. The transcript has a single exon. The coding region runs from base 1 to 1632 and encodes 543 amino acids. The record is from RefSeq and is a predicted model, not a curated record. NCBI's taxonomy places the organism in Eukaryota, Fungi, Ascomycota, Eurotiomycetes, Eurotiales, Aspergillaceae.